Molecule: messenger RNA, 939 nt
Organism: Bombina bombina (fire-bellied toad)
Lineage: Eukaryota; Metazoa; Chordata; Amphibia; Anura; Bombinatoridae
Product: olfactory receptor 6C1-like
Exons: 1
Coding region: 1-939 (312 amino acids)
Biological process (GO): G protein-coupled receptor signaling pathway
Cellular component (GO): membrane
Molecular function (GO): odorant binding; G protein-coupled receptor activity; olfactory receptor activity
Source: RefSeq, a predicted model, not a curated record
AUGAAUGAAGAAAACCAGACCACGGUUACAUUUUUCAUACUUAAAGGUAUAUCAGAGGUUCCUGAGCUACAGACUCCAGUCUUCAUCCUAAUUCUUUUUCUUUAUCUUACCAUUCUUGGUGGUAACAUGACUGUUCUUGUUCUCAUCUGCAUGGAUCCUCACUUGCAUAAUCCCAUGUAUUUCUUUUUAGGGAACUUAUCUGUCAUGGAUAUGAUCUCUGUCACUGUUACUCUGCAUAAGGUCCUUGGAAAUUUUAUAUCUGGAGAUAAGACUAUUUCAAUCUCUGCUUGCAUGACACAAAUGUAUUUAUAUUCAUCAAUUACAGAUGCUGAAAUGCUUAUGCUAACAGCAAUGAGUUAUGAUCGAUAUGUGGCCAUUUGUAACCCCUUACUGUAUCCAGUGAUCAUGAGCAAUAUUGCUUGCAUUCUGCUGGCUUUUUUCUCCUGGCUUUUGGGUUUCAUAGAAAGCUUAAUUUUUCUAUUAUUUUUGUUAAAUGUUUCCUGUUAUAGAUCCAAUAUAAUGGAUCACUUUUAUUGUGAUCCUAUGCCUCUUAUGGAACUUUCUUGCAGUGGGACUUCUACAUUGGAAAGAGUAGCCUUCAUAGAAGGAAUACCUGUAAUCCUCACUCCCUUUUCUCUAACCUUUACUUCAUACAUUUACAUCAUCUCCACCAUCUUGAGGAUCCGCUCCAGCACUGGAAAACGCAAAACCUUCUACACAUGUUCUUCACACCUCACUGUCUUUACUCUUUUGUACAUAACAAUUGUCUUUGUGUACUUGACUCCAACUUCUUCAGACAGGAUGGUAUUUAAAAAAAUAUCCGCUCUUUGUAACACAAUGGCUAUACCUUUGUUAAACCCACUUAUUUAUAGCUUGAAAAACAAAGAUAUGAAGUCAGCCUUUAAACGACUACUACGCUGUUUUAAUGUGGCUAUAUAA